Messenger RNA from Syzygium oleosum, 1903 nucleotides. Its product is annotated as small ribosomal subunit biogenesis GTPase RsgA 1, mitochondrial-like. Bases 125 to 1576 code for a protein of 483 amino acids. NCBI's taxonomy places the organism in Eukaryota, Viridiplantae, Streptophyta, Magnoliopsida, Myrtales, Myrtaceae. The record is from RefSeq and is a predicted model, not a curated record. Gene Ontology annotation, molecular function: GTPase activity; GTP binding. The transcript has 5 exons.
CUUUUGCCCCUCCGCCCCUUCCCUGCGUUGCCAAUUCUGAGAAACUUGAGAGCUCGAGUCGAUGCUUAUCCAAACUCCCGUCUUCAAUCUUUCGUCUUCCUCUCGGUCUCAGUGAACUGAGAGCAUGCCUAUCGCUUCCAUCUCCGUCCUCCGCCACCGCGCCGCCGCCUCCCUCCUCCACCUCCGCCACCUCCCCUUCCCCGCCGCCGCCGCCGCCGCCGCCAGGCACCGGAACCCCAGCAACGUCUCCCGGAAGCUCCAGGGACCCAGCAAGAACUUCCUCAGGGCCAAGCAGCGCACCGUCCGGGAGUUCUCCUCCCUCUCGCCGGUCCUCUCCCCCGGCGACGAGCCUCCGCUCUCCGACUCCCAGGCGAUCGGCACGGUCGCGGCGGCCCAGGCCAACUUCAUGCGCGUGAUAGUGCAGUCCUUGCCUCCGAUCGAGGAGGGCGCUGGGGGGAUCGGGGUGGAGUUGCUGUGCGUGGUGAAGGCGGUGCUGAAGAAGAUAAAGAGGAGGGUGCUGGUGGGGGACAAGGUGUUGGUGGGGUCGAUCGACUGGGUGGAUCGGAGAGGCAUGAUCGAGAACGUGUUCCAGAGGAGGACCCAGGUUGUGGACCCUCCGGUCGCGAAUGUGGACCGCUUGCUCGUGCUUUUCUCCAUGGAGCAACCCAAGGUGGAGCCCUUCUUGCUCACUCGGUUCCUUGUGGAGGCUGAGUCUACGGGAAUUCCUCUCACGCUCGCUUUGAACAAGUGCGAACUCGUCGAUGAAGAGACGUUGGUUGCCUGGAAGUCUAAGUUACGCAGUUGGGGCUAUAGUCCGAUUUUCUGCAGUGUUGAAUCCAAAAAGGGACUUGACUCACUUGCAUUUACCUUGAGAGACCAGACGACUGUGAUUGUGGGUCCAAGUGGAGUCGGAAAGUCUAGCCUGAUCAAUGCUUUGAGAAGUAACAAUCAUCCUUCUGAUGCAGCGGCUGAUACCAAUUGGUUUGAGCCUAUUCUAGGCAGCAAAUGGUAUGAGGAUCAGCGGGUAGGGGAAGUGUCUUCGAGAAGCGGAAGAGGAAAACAUACUACACGCAAUGUUUCUUUACUUCCAUUAUCAGAUGGAGGAUAUCUUGCUGAUACUCCUGGGUUUAACCAGCCAAGUCUACUAAAAGUCACCAAGCAAUCUCUUGCGGAAGCCUUUCCAGAGAUCAGGAAGAAGCUCAAAGCGAGUGAGCCAGCUAAGUGCUCAUUCAGUAAUUGUUUACAUCUCGGUGAGCCAGGGUGCAUACUAGAAGGAGAACAUUUGGAGAGAUAUCCUUAUUACUUCCAACUCCUUGACGAGAUAAGAGUCAGAGAAGAGUUUCAACUGAGGACAUUUGGGACGAAAAAGGAGAGCGAUGUUAGAUACAAGAUAGGAGAUAUGGGGGUCCAACAAGCAGAGCCUCGAUUGGAGCCCAAGAAGCACAGAAGACAAUCACGAAAGACGAUCAACCAAUCUAUACUGGAUGAGUUGGAUGAGCUGGAUGACGACAACGACCUAUUAGAUGACGAAAAUGAUCCCAUUUUGAGAGCAUUAAGAAAUGAAAACAGCCAGUGAGCUAGCGCGGAUUUAUAAAACUGUAGAUAUUAAGCUUUUGUUUCGGCUUUAACCAUGUUGUUCUUAGCUUGACCUUUCUACUCUGAAGAUAAAUGUCAAGAAGAAGACUCAAUUUAGGGCUUAGAGGAUUCUGAAGCGUGGUUGAUGCGUCUCAAUUCGAUGAUCCUUUCAAGUUUCGAGAUUAUGUAAAAGUGGCACCAGAUCAAGAGAGACGCAAUAUGUACAGGACAAUAUGUCCAGACGGUUUUGUAGCUGCGAGUGUUUAGAGUUGUAAUCUGAUGAUGUGCUCAGCAAACCUUUGACAAUCGGAAAGAUCUUACUUUGAUU